Molecule: messenger RNA, 807 nt
Organism: Seminavis robusta
Lineage: Eukaryota; Bacillariophyta; Bacillariophyceae; Naviculales; Naviculaceae
Source: the annotation of a GenBank genome assembly
AACCAAAGAUCUGGAUGUUGACAACUUCCAGAAUUGUUUCCGGGCCAUCACUUCACUAUUUCCUCCCUCGAUUGAUCAUCUUUUAAUUAGUCUAGUCUAUUACACCAUGAAGCUCUUUGCGCUCUUGCAGCCCCUUUUGCUGGCAUUGGGAAAGAAGCCUACCCACUGGUUCUUGGACGGAAACAAUAUUUUGGCUCACGGGAAAACAGUCAAAGAUCGAGAGGCCCUGGUCGCAACACUGAGGGAUGUCAAGGCGGAGGAGGUGAUUUUGGUUUUCGAUGGAAAAGCAGGUCAGCAAACCAACAUUGCUCAAGAAGAUGCUCUGCGCACGGUGGAUCUUGGAGAAGGACUGGAAUCUGACGACUACAUCAAGGAGGAAAUUGAGAAAUUUCUUCAAGACCCAAAGACCAGAAGGAAGCAUCGAGUCAACUUGGUCUCUGCAGACAGAGAGCUCCGACGAAAGGCAAAGAGUUUCAAGCCCAUUGUUCGGACCGUCGUGAAUCCUGUCACAUUCUUCAAAAAGUACCUUCCGAGAUUGAAAGGACUCAAGGGCCCAAACGACAACCUACCCCAAAGUGAUGAUCAGGAAUAUUGAGGCAUACCGCUAUCAAUAAGCAGGAUGAUGAGAGAUGAAAUAUCAGUUUUCAAAAAGUGGGCCAACGGGCGACUAGAUAACAUGUUAGUGGUACCGAACGCUGUACAAACAAAACAAUUUCAAAAUGUCCCAUUGACAUUCACCAAUCCAUCGACAAUAGACGAUACUAAACUGAACAACCAUUUCUAAAUAUCUGCUUCUUGAGUCGGAAU